GUCUUUAACUUUUUUAACAUUUUUAAAUUAUUUAUUAUUUUUAAUAUUCCGACUCCUUAUCCUCUUUCAUUACCGGACAAAAGAUGUGGGAAGAUAUUUUUACUACGAUGCAAUGCCAGUUUGGUCAAAAUAAAAUCGCUGCAAAUAUUUUAAAAAUCCCAUAAAGAGUUUCAUAUCCGCACAGAAGGUGUUCGAUUAAAUUCCGCUGAGAGUGUUUUUCGACUUUCGAUGCUUCUGUAAUGGUAUCUCGCAUGGCUGCUUUGACUUCUCUUUCUUCAGUUCAGUUCAGACUCACCGACAUUCUCGGAACUCGUCUCAAACCUUGUCCCCUCUUUCCAGUUCGAAUAACGAAUAUGCCCGUAAAACCAUUAGUGAUUGAAGCAAGAAACAAUUCUCGAGUUGAGAGCCCCAAAACCAGGAACCGGAGGAGCAGGAAGAAGUUUAACGGCACACAAACGAAACCGAGACUCUCGGUGUUCUGUUCAGACAAGCAACUCUAUGGUAUGUUGGUGGACGACUUUAACAAAAAGUGUUUGUUCUACGGUAGUACAUUGCAGAAGUCUAUUCGUGGUGAUCCUCCAUGUACCGUCCUUGAAGCAGCGAAACGGGUUGGAGAGGAGCUCAUCAAGGCUUCUAUAGACCUCAAGAUCAACGAGAUAUCAUCCUAUGAUCGAAACGGAAAUGCUCGAGGCGAAAGAAUGCAAGCCUUUGAAAUUGCUAUAAAGCAACACGGGUUCUUACCAUAAUAGCAGGUAGUUUAAACAGAAGAUAUCACACUUAGAGACUCGCCAAGAGAAUCUUUCUUUGGGAACUUUGGAAACUUGAUCUUGGAAGCACAUGAUCUAUCAGGCACAUAAGGGCAUUCCACAAACUCUUUUGCGUAGUUAUCAAGACAUAUGUAGAUCUGGAAAAGCUGCUUUGUCCCCUUUACAUCUUCAUUGCAUUCGAUACCUGGUGCAAAUCCUAUAGCACACUUGAUGGCGUUCUUGAUCUCAUCUAAACCGUAUAAUCCACCAUCCGGUUUUAUUCCUACACAAGAACAAACAAAUGAUUAUAGAACUUUUGUUUAAGGAUGUUGAAUCUUUGAUAUAUACCUUUUUGUUUAAGUA
This is a messenger RNA of Brassica napus (rape), 1109 nucleotides long. Its product is annotated as 50S ribosomal protein L18. Gene Ontology annotation, biological process: translation. Gene Ontology annotation, molecular function: 5S rRNA binding; structural constituent of ribosome. The transcript is spliced from 5 exons. The record is from RefSeq and is a predicted model, not a curated record. NCBI's taxonomy places the organism in Eukaryota, Viridiplantae, Streptophyta, Magnoliopsida, Brassicales, Brassicaceae. The coding region runs from base 240 to 746 and encodes 168 amino acids. Gene Ontology annotation, cellular component: ribosome.